AUGGGGCUGGUCCUUCAUCACAGAGGUUCAUCGAUUGUUUCGGUUAAGGUUGACCUGUCGUUUGUUAGCUGUAGAGGUGGUUAUGCAACAUGGUUCAAUAGAAAAGCGAGUGACCCGAAUCUUUUGACUGGUGCCAUUGUUGGUGGGCCUGACGCUUAUGACAAUUUUGCUGACCAUAGAGACAAUUAUGAGCAGACCGAGCCUCCUACCUAUAACAAUGCACCGCUUCUUGGUAUUUUGGCUAGACUACAUGGUGGUCAUGGUGGUUACAACCAACUGCUUCCGGUUGAAGUUCAUGUUGCUAAGCCUAUUGCCGCUCAACCAAAGCCUAAUCCGGUUAAAGAAACUCCAUUUGCAGCUCCGGUUGUCAUUGAACAAAAGCCGACAACUUCAUGGGUAGCAAAUGGGAAAACAUACUACAGAUACUCAGCUAUAGUGACCAACAAAUCAGGGAAGACGAUCAAGAACCUUAACCUAUCCGUCUCCAAACUCUACGGUCUUCUAUGGGUUCUAACCAAGAGCCCAAGUGGUUCAUACGGCUUCCCAACAUGGGUUAGCUCAUUACCAGCUGACAAAAGCAUGGAGUUUGUUUACAUCCAUGCGGCUUCACCCGCACAAGUUUCACUCUCAAGCUACACAUUGGCGUAAAAGGUUACGAAUGUGAUCAUUAGACGAAUUAAUUUGAGGUAUAUUUUUCGAGGUUUUAAACAUUUACGCAGCCAUACAAGAAGCUACCAAGGGAAGUGGUUUUCUAAGUGUGAUUUUUAGGUUAUUUUAUAAUUUAAGGUGUGUAAGAAUGGAGGAAGAAAGGAGUGAAGAGAGGAUUUUAAAGAAGUGCUCAUCCUCUUUCUCAUCCUCUUUAAUUAGCAUAGGGUUUGAAUGAUAUAGAUUAGAGCUAAUGUUUGUUUUCACUUCAAGUUAGUGUUUUGAAGUUAUCUUCACUUGUUUUUUGUGUGUUUGGUUGUGAAAAUUUGGCAACAUCUCAA
Helianthus annuus (common sunflower) is the source of this 986-nucleotide messenger RNA. Its product is annotated as endoglucanase 6-like. Bases 1 to 648 code for a protein of 215 amino acids. The record is from RefSeq and is a predicted model, not a curated record. The transcript is spliced from 3 exons. NCBI's taxonomy places the organism in Eukaryota, Viridiplantae, Streptophyta, Magnoliopsida, Asterales, Asteraceae. Gene Ontology annotation, biological process: carbohydrate metabolic process. Gene Ontology annotation, molecular function: hydrolase activity, hydrolyzing O-glycosyl compounds; carbohydrate binding.